GUCCCACACUUGACGAAUAACAAAAAAAAAGAAGAAAAUGCCUUUGUCUCUGCUCUCUCCUCUUCCUCUGCUCCACUCGUUCUCUCCGACAAAAUCCACCGCCUCUAGAAUCAGAGCCACGCCGUAUAGACUCCGCUUGUCCGUCGUGAAAGCGACGUCUGAUAAGGGAAGCAGCGGAAAUGUUCCCGAGGACGAUGAUCCAUCUUUCAACCCGUUUGGCUUCGUCACGGACAAUCCAUCUAGCCGGAGCGCAAUCCAGCUGCCGGAGUCUCCUGCCGAAGACGGUAACGUCGGUCAGAUGCUCUACAGGACAGAAGAUAAGGGAAGGGAGUUUGGUUCCACCAUCAGAUCAGGGAAGCUUAGAUGGUUUGUGAGAGAAACUGGAUCAAAGGAGAGUCAUAGAGGAACAGUUGUGUUUCUUCAUGGAGCUCCAACUCAGUCUUUUAGUUACCGUACUGUCAUGUCUGAGAUGACAAAAGCUGGGUUUCAUUGCUAUGCACCUGAUUGGAUAGGAUUCGGAUUCAGUGACAAACCUCAGCCAGGAUAUGGUUUUAAUUACACAGAGAAAGAGUAUCAUGAGGCGUUUGAUAAACUGCUGGACACGUUGGAGAUCAAAUCUCCUUUCUUUCUCGUUGUUCAGGGCUUUCUUGUGGGUUCUUACGGUUUAACAUGGGCGUUAAAGAAUCCAAGCAAGGUUGAGAAAAUCGCCAUCCUUAAUACUCCGUUGACUGUUUCAUCCCCAGUUCCUGGAUUGUUUAAGCAGCUGAGGAUCCCCCUCUUUGGUGAAUUCACGUGCCAAAAUGCUAUAUUGGCAGAGCGGUUCAUUGAAGGAGGUAGCCCCUACGUCUUGAAGAAUGAGAAAGCUGAUGUCUAUCGUCUACCAUAUUUGUCAAGCGGAGGGCCUGGUUUUGCCUUGCUAGAGACUGCUAAAAAGAUCAACUUCGGAGACACCUUGGGUCAAAUUGCAAAUGGGUUUUCAUCAGGCAGCUGGGACAAACCCACGCUUCUGGCUUGGGGUAUAGCUGAUAAGUACCUGUCUCAGUCUAUAGCAGAGGAGUUUGAGAAACAGAACCCUCAAAAUGUUAAGCUUCGACUCAUCGAAGGUGCUGGCCAUUUGCCUCAGGAAGACUGGCCAGAGAAAGUAGUUGCUGCCCUCCGAUCAUUUUUCUAACUUCCAAAGUUAAAACCAAGGUCAAAGGUAUUGGUGUCAGAGCCUUACCUCUUUGAUGGAUGUGUGCAAGGCUUCACAUUGCUCUUUGGAGAGGCUAGAAGCAGUCUGCAACGGGUGGAUUCUUGCCUGUGAAAGAGGAAGACAAGCAGAGCAUUAAUCCUACAACAUGUAAAUUGAGUCGUAAAAUGUACAAAAUUUCCAAAGAAAAGAGAACACUUUGCGAGUCAAAUGAGUGGUUGCAAAAAUGAUUCGUUUGAUCCCAA
Raphanus sativus (radish) is the source of this 1434-nucleotide messenger RNA. RefSeq lists its product as uncharacterized. The transcript is spliced from 11 exons. The coding region runs from base 38 to 1171 and encodes 377 amino acids. Gene Ontology annotation, molecular function: catalytic activity. The record is from RefSeq and is a predicted model, not a curated record. Gene Ontology annotation, cellular component: chloroplast. Lineage: Eukaryota; Viridiplantae; Streptophyta; Magnoliopsida; Brassicales; Brassicaceae.